AGAAAACGAGAGUGUGGGGAGAUAGAAAGAGACAGAGAGGAAAGGAACAGUAUAAAGAUAAAGAGAGAGAAGAUAAAGUAUAGUCAGAAAGAGAGAGGGAGAAAAGAAAGAAAUAGUGUAAAGACGGAGAGAGAAAGAAUGAGAAAAGCUGAGUGAUUGAAAGUAAGAGGAAGUGUGUGUGUAUGUGUGUGUGUCGAAAGAUAAAAAGAUGGACUGCGUUGGACUACCUUCUGGCUGGAAAAGAGAAGAAGUGGUUAGGAAAUCUGGUCUGUCUGCUGGGAAAACUGAUGUCUAUUAUUAUAGCCCUGAUGGCAAGAAAAUACGCAGCAAGCCCCAGCUCGCUCGACAUCUAGGAGAUGUCAUUGAUCUCAGUGCGUUUGACUUCCGAACCGGACGAAUCAUCCACAGUGCUCUGCGGAAAAGCAAGCGGUCUAAAGGUUCGUCGUUUGACUUUGCUCGAGGAAUGCGCCAUGACUCCAGUUUAGCAUUGCCAAUCCGUCAGACAGCUUCAAUAUUUAAACAACCAGUGACAGUCAUUCGAACACGUCCAGAGAGUCGACCUAAGACAGAUCUCAAACAUGGACCUCAAGAGCAACCUAAACAGCUGUUUUGGGAAAAACGAUUGCGUGGUGUCCAGCCUCGUGAUGUUAAUGAUGAUCCAUUUGUUGCUUUGGAACUUCCUCUUAACAUGCAAGCUCUCUUUGUAGGUGUUGGGCCUGACUUGACCACUGAAAAUAUUCUGCAGAGCAUUGCCGCAGCUUUACACGUUAGUAACAUCCCUGUAACUGGCCAGAACUCUAGUAAAUCAAUUCAGAAAAAUCCUGGAGUCAACAUGGAUGCUAACCAACCUAAAAUGCAGCCAAAUCAUGUUGAAACACAAGUUUUCAAUGGAUCAGCAAAUUUAAGCAGCAACAGCCCUGUACAUGAUGGUCUCUGAUACAGAUGUGAAACGCCAAGAGUACAAAGUAGUGGAAGCUAGAAAGAAACUUCAAGAUGCUCUUGUAGGAGUUUCAUAAUUCUAGCUUUUCUUAAAUGUCAGCCACAGCAGCAAUUGUAGCUACAACAGAUGACAACAGCAGCACCAGCAGUAACAAGAGCACUGGUGGCAUUGAUGGCUGAUGUCUCUUCUCCCUCUCCACCUAACUACAACCAUGGACAUUAUAAUGUUUCUUUUUCUUUGUUCCUGUUUCUCAUGAUAUUAGGUGUAAUUCUAUACAUGACAAUGCAUUACAUACAUAUAUAUAUAUAUAUAUAUAUAUA
Octopus bimaculoides (California two-spot octopus) is the source of this 1260-nucleotide messenger RNA. Its product is annotated as methyl-CpG-binding domain protein 2. Gene Ontology annotation, biological process: negative regulation of transcription by RNA polymerase II; DNA methylation-dependent constitutive heterochromatin formation. NCBI's taxonomy places the organism in Eukaryota, Metazoa, Mollusca, Cephalopoda, Octopoda, Octopodidae. Gene Ontology annotation, cellular component: nucleus. The record is from RefSeq and is a predicted model, not a curated record. Gene Ontology annotation, molecular function: methyl-CpG binding.